Pogona vitticeps (central bearded dragon) is the source of this 1771-nucleotide messenger RNA. It is a transcript of the gene STK4, whose product is annotated as serine/threonine kinase 4. NCBI's taxonomy places the organism in Eukaryota, Metazoa, Chordata, Lepidosauria, Squamata, Agamidae. Gene Ontology annotation, biological process: signal transduction; protein tetramerization; protein phosphorylation. Gene Ontology annotation, molecular function: ATP binding; protein serine/threonine kinase activity. Gene Ontology annotation, cellular component: cytoplasm. The record is from RefSeq and is a predicted model, not a curated record.
UGCUGACAUAAUAAGUCUGAGGCUGUGCAGCAAGUCUCAGAGGCUCCCAGAAAGUUUAAGACCAGGCCAUUAUGAAGAACUAAACCUUCCACUUCUACAUCCACUACAACUUGCCACUUUUGGUAUAUGUACUCCAUGAUCUGCCCACUCCAGGAAUAUGCAGCACGACAAAGAAUGCUGUUCCAUAUUAAUCCAGAGGACCAUAACACACCUCUGCUCUGCCUAAGAAGCUGGUAAAAAGCCCAGAGCGCCCAAAACCAGCUGAUGGGAUGGAGUUUUUAUAUUCUGCCAUCAGGCAGCUCAGGAAGUUAGAUGAAGACAGUUUGACAAAGCAACCUGAAGAAGUGUUUGAUGUGCUGGAAAAACUUGGAGAAGGGUCCUAUGGAAGUGUAUUCAAAGCUAUCCAUAAAGGAACUGGCCAGGUUGUUGCAAUUAAGCAAGUUCCUGUUGAGUCUGACUUGCAGGAGAUUAUUAAAGAGAUAUCAAUAAUGCAGCAGUGUGAUAGUCCUCAUGUAGUCAAAUAUUAUGGCAGCUAUUUUAAGAACACGGACCUCUGGAUAGUCAUGGAAUAUUGUGGUGCCGGAUCUGUGUCUGAUAUCAUUCGACUACGAAAUAAAACCUUGAUGGAAGAUGAAAUUGCUACAAUCAUACAAUCAACACUAAAAGGACUAGAAUACCUACAUUUCAUGAGGAAAAUACACCGUGACAUCAAAGCUGGCAACAUAUUACUCAACACAGAAGGGCAUGCUAAACUUGCAGAUUUUGGGGUAGCAGGCCAACUUACAGAUACCAUGGCAAAGAGGAACACUGUGAUAGGGACUCCAUUUUGGAUGGCACCUGAAGUAAUCCAAGAAAUUGGGUACAAUUGUCUGGCAGACAUCUGGUCUCUGGGCAUCACUGCCAUUGAAAUGGCUGAAGGAAAACCACCAUAUGCUGAUAUUCACCCAAUGAGGGCAAUCUUCAUGAUUCCAACAAAUCCGCCUCCAACAUUCCGAAAGCCGGAACUCUGGUCUGAUGAAUUCACAGAUUUUGUGAAACAGUGUCUUGUGAAGUGUCCAGAACAGAGAGCCACUGCGACACAACUGCUUCAGCAUCCAUUUGUAAAAAAUGCCAAAGGAGUUUUCAUCUUGCGUGAUAUGAUCAACGAGGCGAUGGACGUUAAACUGAAAAUUCAGGAAGCUCAGCAGCGUGAAUUAUACCAUGAUGAUGAAGAAAAUUCAGAAGAGGAUGAAACUGAUUCCAGGACCAUGGUGCGGGCAAGGGGACAAGAGACGAGUACGAUGAGAGCUGCUUGCGGAAUGAGUGACAGCAUCAACACCAUGAUAGAAUACAAUGAUACUCUAGAGUCACAACUAGGAACAAUGGUUAUCAAUACAGAAGAUGAGGAAGAUGAUGGAACAAUGAAGAGAAGAGAUGAAACAAUGGAGUCUAUUAGGCCAUCUUUUCUUGAAUACUUUGAACAAAAAGAAAAGGAAAAUCAGAGAAACAAUUACGGAAGGCAAGCAUCUGAAAGAUGUUCCUCAGAUUGGAGAGUACCUCAAGAUGGAGACUAUGAGUUUUUGAGGAACUGGACUGUUGAAGAACUUCAGCGGAGACUUGGGGCACUAGACCCCAUGAUGGAACAAGAGAUUGAAGAGGUUCGCCAAAGGUAUCAGUCAAAACGGCAGCCUAUUCUUGAUGCCAUCGAAGCAAAGAAAAGACGCCAGCAGAAUUUCUGAGAAAACCUUCGCUGUAGAAUAGAUUUCCCUAACAAUAAACUGUUCCUCUAUGA